Messenger RNA from Prosopis cineraria, 1551 nucleotides. RefSeq lists its product as uncharacterized. NCBI's taxonomy places the organism in Eukaryota, Viridiplantae, Streptophyta, Magnoliopsida, Fabales, Fabaceae. The transcript has 11 exons. The coding region runs from base 378 to 1319 and encodes 313 amino acids. The record is from RefSeq and is a predicted model, not a curated record. Gene Ontology annotation, molecular function: protein binding.
CUGGUUACCGUUAGGCGGCGCUUCAACAGAAGAAAUCAGCGCGAAGUUCUUUUAUUGACAAACAAGCAAACCAAAAGCUCGAAGCAUCAGAAUGUUAAAGAAAACACAGCGAGAAAGAAAGAGGGUUAGAGAAACCCAGAUAUGGGUGGAGGCUUUCUCGACUUCUCUUCUCGUGUUGGAAAUCGAAGAGGAAUCUCCAUUCAUAGCAUUCAGAUAUUCUUGUUGCUUCCAAUGUGGGUUUUCUUCAAGGCAAUGGAAGAAUUUCAAGAAAUUUAUACCUCGCUCUCUGCAUACCCUAAUUGAUAUUUUAAAGCUUCAUCAAUUGAACUGAGCAUCUUAUUAUCCUCUGGGAGACGUCUCUUGUUUUGUCCAUUGAAAUGGCUGUUCCAAAAGUGGACAAAAAGAUGCUUGAAGAACUUGAAGUAAUGGGAUUUCCAAAGGCAAAGGCAACGCGAGGCCUCCAUUAUUCUGGCAAUACUAAUGUAGAGGACGCUAUAAAUUGGAUAAUUGAUCAUGAAAAUGAUCCUGAUAUUGAUGAGAUUCCGUUGGUAGAUAUAGAUAUUGAGAUCGGUUCUUCUCAAUCAUUCCCUAUUACAGAAGAAGUGAAAAUCAAAGCACAGAAGUUAAGGGAACAAUUGCACAAGAGGAAGGAUGAAGAAGAAAGGAAAUUGGAGAUACAAAGGGAAAAGGAGAGAAUCCAAGCUGGUAAGAAACUCAAUGAGAUGAAGCGAAUUGCCGAAGAAAAUGAAAGGCAACGACAUAUAGCCUUGCGGAAAGCAGAGAAAGAAGAAGAGAAAAGAGCAAGGGAAAAGGUCAUGCAGAAACUUGAACAGGAUAAGAUAAACAGAAGAUCUAAACCUGGGUUGCCCCUAGAAGGCCAUGCGACCAGGAAAUCUUUAUCUUUAACAAUACAGAAAGAAACGAAACUGCAGAAUCCGAAGCCUGUUUACACCGUUACAAAAGUUGACCUGUUGAGAGAAUGUUUGAGGUCCCUCAAGCGUAACCACCAGGAUGAGCAUGCAAGAGUCAGAAGGGCCUUUGAAACACUCUUAAUUUAUGUUGGGAAUGUUGUCAAGAAUCCCAACCAAGAAAAAUACAGGAAGAUCCGAUUGAGCAACCCAUUAUUCCAGGAUAGAGUUGGGAGUUUGAACGGAGGUGUGGAUUUUCUUGAACUCUGUGGGUUUGAGAAAAUGGAUGACUUUUUGUAUCUCCCUGAGGAAAAAGUAGAUAUAACACUGCUAAAUUCAGCUGGAUUAGUAUUAAAGUCUGCCAUUACAAAUCCCUUCUUCGGACUUUUUAGCACUCGGACAUUGUUAUAAACAAGUUUCAGUGAUAUUCAGCCGGAACUCGUGAUACUUGUAUGGAACUGGAUCCACCAAAGCAAAGUAUUUCCUCUAAGAGGACUGAUAGGCUCCCUUGUAUCAAAUAAAGAAACCAUGUUGCACUACAUAUUUCGAAUCUUCUUUAUGAAUCAUAUGAAUGGUUUUUAGCACUCACUAUACUCUGUAAGGUUGUGACAAAUUCAUAUGUCAGUUGAGACUUGAGAACUAA